Macrosteles quadrilineatus (aster leafhopper) is the source of this 5421-nucleotide messenger RNA. RefSeq names its product CUE domain-containing protein 2-like. Bases 126 to 1019 code for a protein of 297 amino acids. Gene Ontology annotation, molecular function: ubiquitin binding. The record is from RefSeq and is a predicted model, not a curated record. The transcript has 7 exons. Lineage: Eukaryota; Metazoa; Arthropoda; Insecta; Hemiptera; Cicadellidae.
ACUCAGCAAGAAAAUACCAAGAUAAGACUUGUAUUGUUUAGAAAAUUGGGAUCUUACUAUUUAUCGCCGAAACUAACCAUCGGUCAUAUCCCACGGCAAUCAUAUUUGCAUAGCCAAUUUAUAGGAUGAAUAGACCUUCAACAGAAUCUAUUGUCAAGGAAUCACUCUUUAAAUUCAUGCAGAAGAAUUUACCAACAGAACAAAUAAGUUCAAUCGAUGAGAUUGUUUUGAACUACGUCGUGAGCAUUCUUGAAGAUUUGGCAGAGGAGAACAGUGGGGAGGUGGAAGAUGCCUUUGAUGCCGAAGGGUUUUGUGAAAUGAUGGCUGCCUACGUCCCAGAAUUCGCACAGAUUCGAAUGCCUCAAGUUUGCUCAUGGAUGUUUGAGCUAGAAGCCUCCCUUAGGAAAGUAAAGGAAGAUGGUCGUAAUCAGCAGGAGAGGGACCUUGCAGAUCUGCUGCGACCGUUGACAUUGGCAGAUGAAACUAUCAUGCUCAAGACAAACCGCAAGCACCAGAUCAGCGAGACUAGUGAUGGUAGCAGCUACGGAUCUGAUAGUAGCGGUGAUUACACCUCCACCGAGGAGAACACAGACGUAGCUACUUUGAUGGAAACAUUCCCUACAGUCUGUGAACAAGAGGUUCUCCAAUGUCUGGCCAUAGCUAAGGGAGAUCUCACCAAAGCCGCUCAGCUUAUCUUUGAUCGUCAAGAGAUGGGCGAAAGUCUCCCUACCACUUCUGUACUGCAAGUCAACAACCAACACCAGAAGUUUGUUGUGGAUGACCAGGAGCUCAAGAACCGGAUCAUUCAGCGUUACUCGUUUGUCGACAAAGACGAUGACGUUCGUGAACACCGCCCUGUAGCUCCCAAAUCUGAGCCAAAGAAACUAGUGCGAUACAGGGACAGCAAGAUCGUGAGCAUGAAGGGGGAGAGGUACACUGAGGUGAAGAAGGACGAUGAAGAGGAGAAGAAGUCUGGCUCUGCUGGCCAAAAGGCGGCGAGGCAGAAUAGAUUCCAUUGAUGACACGCAAUUGAGAUGGCAGCAGUUGUCAUAGUAAGGUCCUGACGGCUGCUGCUCUCCCAUCCCCCUCCCUAGUCCUGCAAUCCUAGUCCCUGGAGCUGCCAUUCAUACAGACAUAAAGAGCUCGAUCACCUCCACACUCUGCUCAUAAAUCCAUACAGACUCUUAGAGUGUAAAUAUUGCAUAUACAUGAAUCGAUAUUUAUCUAAUUAUUAUCGAUUGUAAAUAAGUUGAGCAUAAUUGUGAUAAAACUUGAAGUGAUUGUUUACAAAAAAAGAUUUAUGAGAGAAAUCUAUUGUUUUUUUUUUUUUAGUAUUUUAUUUAGUGGAGUUUUACCAUUGGUUUCUGUGUUUAUGGAUAUAGGUCUAUAUUUUGAUGGCAUAUGUACUUAUUUCAUACUAGCUUUGUACUACACAUUUUACGAAAAGUAAAUAAAAGAGACGUCUUAUAACACUUAAAACAUAUAUUUACGCUUAUACUGUUACUCACAAGACGGUAAAUAUACAAAAAAGAUGGGAAGUGGUGAUCGAUUUCGAUUGGACAUCGUCUUCAGACCCAAUAGGCGAAUGACAAGAAUCUUGAAUGGACGUCUCUUUUAUUUACUUUCCGUAAAUUUAAUAACACGUAUAAUGCUGAUCAAGAAGUUAUUUACACAUUUUAAUAAUCAAAACCCACUCUAAUACCUUUCUUGUAGAAGAAAAAACUAAGUAAUCAUUAAAUUUAAUGUUAUUUAAAUAGGUAAUCAAUCUGACUGAUUGAGUCUUAUUAGAGAAAUAUUUUAGUGAAAAUCAAAUCAGGAAAGAGGAAGAUAGCUUGCAGUAUUGUUGCAGUGGGGGUGUUUUAUUACAUUUUUAUUCGUCAAACUUUUGUUACCGUACUUUUACAUUAUUUAUCACAAAACAUUUUCAACUCAAUUUAGUCAAACAGGCUACUUAAUCCGCCAGCUUUAAGUAGGUCAUGGGCAGAGUGGGAAGUGAGGAAACUCCUCAUUUCUGUAAAGGAUUUUAGCCCAGGCUCACUGUACCUAACCCACCAUACUGUUAAUAGCCUAUCUUAUCAGUGUUCCAAAAUGUCAAUGUCCAAACAUCCCAGUCCAUGUAUUCAUCUGUCACUCCACUCAUAGAUGAAAUUAGAUUUUUCAAGUCAACGUUUAGAUAGCCUUUCUAGUUUUGCUCAUAAAUAUUAGAUCAAGGAGGGAUCUGUAUAGUUCAUUUUACAAUAAUAUUGUAUGUGACUUGAUCAUGUUUAAUUAUAUAACUAAAUAAGAUGAAUGGUCAAAGAACACAACUUUCUGUUUCAUAUACUUAAAUACUUUUCGAUGAAAUGGUGACAUACAAAGUAGGUAUUUUAAGCCAAGUAUGAAUGGAGAUGAGUGUAGGAUGAGUGGCGCAAUCUUGUAAUCUUGUUAGUGACUAAGGCCGACAUAUUCCUUAGACACAGCUGUUAAUUUGAUUUGAUUUGAUUUGAAUAGCCCAUACAGCUAAUGGUAACUAAGGGACCUACAGUUUAUAGUGGAAUACGAACCACAUUUUUUCCUUGGUAUAUACGAAUUGGGCUAAUUAUCAGGAUAGUACUGCGGAUAGUCGUAGUACUCACUCGUGCGGACGUUAAUAUUGCAAGUUUUGAACUAUUCAAUGACUUUAUCCAAAUUAUAGUAGCAAAUGAAUGGUUAUAUUAUUCUUGCUUUUCAUUCAAACUUCAUCUGAAAAAAUCCUAAAUAGUUGAACAAGUUUGUUGUUGUAUUAAAACAAUUAUCUCAAAAAUAGGCCUAUAAAACCUCCGCCCUUGUGUUCUAUACCUUAACCUCAAACUGAAAAAAAUACAAGGCUAAAUUUUAAUUCACUACUCCCAGAACUUUAAGUGUAAAUGAGGUAAAUGUUUAUUCAAACCUACGAAGAGACAGUUUUGUUCUUUGACAAUGACUGAUUGUGCUUCUUUUUCAUCCUAUUCCAAUUGUAUUUGGUACAAUGAUUUUGUAAAUGGACUUGACAUCAACUUGGCACUAUUGAAGGCUGUAUUAAGACUUGUCUGCCGUCUGCCAUGUUAGAAGAUUUUAGUUGAUAGCGAAGCAACUCAAAUGUGAGAGCAUAUUUCACUCAUAAGAUUUGACCAGACAAGCGUAACAAUUUAUUAUCAUGUAGUUAUUUGUUUUGUCGGGGAUGGGAUAAAAGUUCCAUUUUGGUCAAUUUUGAUUACCAUUUACUAUUUAAGUUGUUUGUUGAGUUUAAUAAGAUGACUUUUUACUACUCAUGAGAUUAGAGGCGAUGACUUUAUUAAUUAUACUCUUUAUCACAAGCCUCACAAGAUACAUUUUAAGUUUAUUUAAUUUAGCGAUGUGUCAAUCACAUUUGAAGGCUGUCAGUAGUUUACUAAUUGUUUAGUAUUAUGUAGGUAAGAUUUUGAUGUGCAACUGUGAGUUCAAGCAAUUUCAAGGGAAUAUGUUUGAGAAAAUCAAACCAGGUGAAUGGAGAUUUACUCAGUCCGCAGGUUUGCUGCGACAAGGGUAUUUAUAUGAAUCUAUUAGUUUAUUUUUCUUAUGAAACAAUUCUUAUGUUUGGAUCUCAUGAUUGAAUCUCAUUGGCAACAUUUUUAUAAAAUCACAGUUAAAGUCAUGCUACGAGGGAUGAUUUUUAAAUAAAGGCUGUUUGUAGGUAUAGCUUCUUAGUUUGUGUGUACGCUGCAACGAGACUCAUCGUCGCUUACUUGUAUAAUUAGUGAACAGAACGGCGCCAUUUGUAGCUCUGUAGCUGACGUGUACACUUUGCUGUGUGUAUAGACAUUUGUAUUUAAAUUAUAGGAUCUCCCACCACAUGUAAGAUGAGGUUGGUGAUAUGUUUUUUGACUGCAAUAAACAUGUCGGCUUCAGACAUUCAUUGCCAGAUGACGGAAGUUUAUGGCUCUAACGCAAUGAUAGAGGGUAAAGUGCAGAAAUGAGUUAUGAAGUUUAAAAAUUACCCUGAAAAUGUCCAUUUUGGAAGGAAUUCUCUUUUUGGUCAGUAACCAGACUUCUCACACAAUACCUCAAAGGGAAAAGGUUUCCACGGCCAUUUUUACACUCUAACCGAUAUCUGCACUUUACCCUCAAUCAUUGCAUUUGGGCCAUAACCCACAGUCAUCUGGAAAUGAAUAUCGGCAUCAAAUGUGUUUUUUGUGGUCUGAACUGAAAUGACCUUAAUCUCACAUGUGGCAAAAGAUCAAAAUAAUCUUAUAAAAUUUUACGUCACACUACAUUAUUUUGACGAACUUCCCACGCAAGUAUUUAGUCCAGAAUCAGCUGUUUGCCGCCAGCUUAUUCAAAUGGGGUUUCAUUGCGUACUACUGUACUGUAAUGAGUUUUACUGGACACCAAUCAGCUGAUUAUACUGUAUUUAGGUGGCAAUGAGUAACAAAAACAUGACUAGUGAUUUUUUUAGUCUUUUAGUUGGUGGAAAUAUAUAAGGAUUUGUACAGAUUUAGUAGUAUGGCGUAAACUGUCGUAUGCAUCUCGUCCGGAAUGUGUGUACCGGACUCGUAUGGUAAUCCCACACUAGUCCGGUUAACACUUAUUUUCAGGACUAGUAACGUAGUAUAAUAUACUAUUAAAUUACACAGCAAAACGUCAGCUACAGAGCUGCAAAAGACGCCAUUCCAUUCACCAAUGAUCAUAAGGGGAAAGCCGCCUUUUUGUGACGUAUGCACAAACUAUAGAACUAUUAGCUGAAACUACCCUUCAACCCUCGUAUAGCUAAACAUUUUUAUGUAAGGAAAAAUCAAUAAGACUUUUUGGACGUUAUGUAGCCUGUUAACCAUUAAUACUUGACAUCACAUAGGCUAACUAAGAAUUUAAAAUCAAUGAAAAUCCCUUUGAGUUCUAUAGGAUCAUUAUUUUUUUAAUUAAUUAGAUUUAUUCUCAAUUAUUUUGACUCCUAAAUCAUUGUAUACUUUUGCCCAACGCUGGAUCUCAUCACAGUUGUACAGUGUAUCUAUUCCAUUGCUUUUGGGUUCUUGCCCUCACUUGCAAAAAGUGAUGUUUCUUUCACUGUUCGGAAAAACUUGUUUAUUUGUUCCUUCUAUUAGUAUCUUUAAUUUAGAUUUCAAGUGACCCGAACAAGUGAUAAUGAACAAAUAGACUAUUUAAUUGUUAGUAUUGUUUUGCACAUUUAUAUUGUGUUAGAUUGUUUAUUUCUACUGUAGUUUUACUCUAAUUGUCUUAGGAUUAUUAUUACCUAAUAAAAAGUAUUGUUUUUGUACAUUUAUACAAAUUAUUAUGAUUUAUACAUUUUAUUUAUACUACUAAGUGUGAUCAUGGUUUUGAAUAAACUCAAUAUUGUGUCAGUUUCUAUUGUAGUUCUUGUUCUAUAAUAUCUGAGAGUAAUUGAAAUGCACACGAUCUUUGUUAUAAAUCGAUUGUAUACAAUUACUA